AUGCCGCCGAACCCGGCGGGGGCGAAUCCAGCAGGGCCUUCCGGAAAAGUGGCGGUUCGCUGUGGGAGGACCCCUGCGUCGUGGGGUUCUCAAAGUGCAGACACGCUGAACAUCGACAGGGUCCCCUCUGCGGCCGAGGGCGCAGUGAGGCCAACCCGCAGCGGGUACGCGACUCCAGGCGAGGCCCCCUCCACUGCGGACUCCUCGACUGACGGCCGAUUCCUGGCCGCCUCGGUGAAGGCGCGAGCAGAGCAGCCAGGGCUGGCUCAGGCAGUGCAGCAGCCGCAGGCUGCGCACCCAUCCCAGUUCACCCAGCCCCUGCAGAGCGCGGCGCGCAAGCCAAAUCCCCCAGACUCGCCCCAGCAGCCCCAGCAGCAGAAGCAGCAGCCACAGCCCUGUCAGGAUGGGUCGCCGCUGGUCACGGCUGCGGCCGCGCCCGCUGCAGGCGACGAGCCGAAUGUCGAGCAGAUCGACGCUCAGCUGCAGGCGCUGCGGGAUCACAUGGAGGCCACGUGGGCAGAGAUCCAGACGGCGCGCACCCAUCAGGAGAAGGAGGCGAAGAGCCUGCUGUUCCAGAGGCAGAAGGAGGGCGCGCGGCAGCUGUGCGAACAGAAGCGGAGACUGAUCGACGAUCGGGUAAGGCGCAUGCAGCUCGAGCAAGAGAUGCGCGAGGUGGAUGAACUCCUUGAUAAGGCCUUGAGGCUCAAUGUCUGCGAAGAGGUGCAGCGACGACUCACCGAGACGUCAGCCGGUCAGAAACAGGAGACGGCCGACGUGGCCGGCGGCGUCGACAGGGCCCCCGUCGACGCGGCGGCCACGCGCCAGGAUUGGCAGGCGAAGGAAUCGCAUCUCGAACAGCUGCGCAAGCAGCUGGCUGAAAAGCGUCACGAAGUGGAGCGCAUGCGCCAGAAAAAGGAGGAGCAGAGGCUCCUCCAGGAGCUGAAGCAGGUGGACGAGGAGCGCUCCACGCUGGAGGAGACCGAAGCCCCGAGGCCCGGGGCACACUCGAGAGCUGCCCCCCCCAUCGGACACCAGAUGCGCCCGGACCCCUCGCGCAUCUCCGCGCACAGCGCUGGCACGGUGGACCGGGCCACCCCCGACAGCCCGGGGCACGCGGCCGCGGUGGCCGCGGAUCCUCAGCCCCUCUUCGCCCCAGGGGCGCACCGUCGGCCCGCUGCGCUCCGGAGUGUGGAGGCGGAGGGCGAGGAAGAGUCCCCCAUAGCCUCGGACCGGAGCUCCGACGCCACGCCGCGCGCGAGAGGGGCGACUGGGGCGAGCAGCAACACCAGCGAAGAGCUCCUGCUGAUCGAGGACGUCGAGGUCUGCGCCGGGCAACGGGGCUUCACCGCGGACGAGUGGUUCGCCCGGGACCCGAGCGAGAGCCGCUUCUCCUCUGCGGACCCUCGGCUGGCGCCAGACGACGCCGCCCUGGCGCCUGCCGCGGCGGCGGAGGGCGAGGCCGCCCGCCUGGCGGAGCUGGCGGCCCGCGACCCCGCCGCCGCGAGGGCCGAGGGCGUGGUGUCAGCAGUCAUGGAGGACCUGAUGCAGGACACCGACAUUGAGGUCACCAUCCAGGCCAUGCAGGAUGGGACGCCCCUGGCCUGCUGCGGGGAGCCCAUGCUGCAGCACCCGACGCCGAUCCCCCCCGCGCCGUCCCUGAUCACGGAGAUCCUGAUCGAGGACGGCGGGUCUGGCAUCGCGGGCGCGGGGGCGCCCUUCGUCCCGCAGGGCGCAGCGGCCCCGGCGGGUGGCGGGCAGCGGAGGGAGGACCGAUGCGGGGCCAUGGCGCCCCUCGUCGCCCCCAUCGGGCGCGACCUUGACGUCGUCACCACACAGGGACGGCGCCAUCGCGGGCUCCGACGGACCGACGCCGCGCGGACGCCGUCGUGCACACCACGGGGGCGGCCGCCGACCUCAUCGCUGGCGACGUCCUGGACACGCUGCUGGUCGAGGUGUGCGAGGAGAUCGCCGAUAGAAGGAGCCCCGUGCCCACGGCUCGCAGCCCGCUGGGGCAGCCGACCCACCCGCGGCACGCGGGCGACGACGGCGACGCGUCCCUGGGGCCGCAGGACUGGUCCACAUCCCCAGUGA
This is a messenger RNA of Prorocentrum cordatum, 2091 nucleotides long. The record is from the annotation of a GenBank genome assembly. Lineage: Eukaryota; Dinophyceae; Prorocentrales; Prorocentraceae.